AUGAUGACCACAAUGUCCUACAAUAUUGACAAUUCCGGUCACUGUUAUAUUCCAGCGCCGGCACAGUUACCGUCCAGUGUUGGCCAAUCGGGGCUCAGUCUGACGAUAGGCGGCCAGAAUAUGUCGGGCGGCGGCGGUCUGAUGGAGUACGGGGGCCACCAUCAGGUGCAGCAACAACACGAUCACCCCGACACCAAGGAGGGCAUCGAAGAGUUGUGUCCCGUUUGCGGCGACAAAGUCAGUGGCUAUCACUACGGACUCCUCACCUGCGAGUCCUGUAAGGGCUUCUUCAAGCGUACCGUUCAGAACAAGAAGGUCUACACCUGUGUCGCCGACAGGAGCUGUCAUAUCGACAAAUCUCAGCGCAAGAGAUGUCCGUUUUGUAGAUUUCAGAAGUGCCUCGACGUCGGCAUGAAGUUAGAGGCGGUUCGGGCGGACCGCAUGAGAGGCGGUCGUAAUAAGUUUGGGCCGAUGUAUAAGCGCGAUAGGGCCCGAAGAUUACAACUGUUGCGACAAAAACAGUUGACUCGUCCGCAAUGUCAGGCGCCGGUCUCUCUCAAUCAUAACACCGGUGGCCGCGGCGGCAACGGGUCCGGCGAAGUGGGCCCACACUUCUUGGCCGCCCUUCACGGCGUGCCCACCACUGCCCACAUAUACAGUGCCGAUGGUAUCAAACAGGAGUUGAUUCAAAUCCCACAGUUAUCGUCAUCGACCUCAUCGCCCGACUCGUCGCCCUCUUCCGGUCAGCAGCCAUUAGCCAUCGCCAGUUCGGCCCAUCAGUUCGUCACAGUGUCCGGCGGCCAGUCGUCCGGACCGCACGUUCAGACGCAACAACAACAACAGCCACAACACCCGCCCAACGCCGUCGCCACCAUUCACUCGCCAGUGGGCGCGCCGUCCGAUCUUAUGAAAUGGGUGGCCACCGGACCGGGAGGUCAGGGAAGCGGCGGUUCGGCCAACGGAACGCCCACGAGUCUGACGCCCAAGAAUGGCGGGCACUUCCACUACGAGGGCGCGCCGUCCACUGCCACGGGUUCGCUGAGCGGCGUUACGGCCAUUCAGGUGUCGGGCGCUGUGGGAAAGAUACCGGCGCUGAUCCGCGAGUUCCAGGUGUCGGCGCCCGACGACAAGGAAUGGCAAUCGCAGCUCUUCGGUCUCCUCCAGAAUCAGACGUACAAUCAGUGCGAAGUGGAUCUCUUCGAACUGAUGUGCAAAGUGAUCGAUCAGUCCCUCUUCGCGCAGGUCGACUGGGCUCGCAAUAGCAUCUUCUUCAAAGAUCUUAAGGUCAAGUGA
This is a messenger RNA of Medioppia subpectinata, 1293 nucleotides long. Lineage: Eukaryota; Metazoa; Arthropoda; Arachnida; Sarcoptiformes; Oppiidae. The record is from the annotation of a GenBank genome assembly.